This is a messenger RNA of Lolium rigidum, 3185 nucleotides long. RefSeq lists its product as uncharacterized. Lineage: Eukaryota; Viridiplantae; Streptophyta; Magnoliopsida; Poales; Poaceae. The transcript has 6 exons. The record is from RefSeq and is a predicted model, not a curated record. Bases 132 to 2948 code for a protein of 938 amino acids.
GCGCGCGAGCGGCGGUUCGCUGGGCGGGAAGGUCGUCGGAUGAGCCGCGCUGCUUUCGACGAUCCAUCGGAUAGCGAGGUCCUCAUCUUGCCAACGAAGCGUAUUGCUGGAUCCCUGUGGCGGUUGCAAUCAUGAUGCAGUACCUUGACUUCUCCCAUGCCAGCACCUCCAGGAAGUGGACCAACAAGCGGCAGCCCGGCGAAGGGUUUGAUGCUCCGAGGAACAGCGUGGAGUUCGCCAUGGAGGCACCCCACAGCUACGGCGUCUUCCAAGAGGAUGCCUCAGCCUCGUACUCUUGCAACAACAACAUGAGGCAGCACCCAAAAGCCUCUGCUCCAAUCAAGAAGCUGAUCCAUGAGGACAUAUCCUUCAGAUCGAGCGAAGGGCACAAGAGAGUACCCAGUGUGAUCGCCAGACUGAUGGGCAUGGACUCGCCUCCUCUGAAUUCAGCCACUGCCGAGAUCAUCACAACCCACUCAGACGAUAGACGGCAAGAGACCACCACAAGAUCAAUGUCAAGGAGAGAACGAGAUCCUGCCGAGACGAUCGCAACCAAGCAUGUCUCCUUCGUGCAGCAGAAGAAUUCUGCCCGCCACGCGCCGAAACAGGAAAUCCGCGCCUUGGACGACGAGGAGGAGAGGGAGAUUCUUGGGCAGCUGAGGAAGACGAGUAGCAGUGGUGCUGGUGAGGAAUGGAGCAAACAGCCUCCCCGAGAGCACCCGCAGGAGGAAGAGCUGCAGAAGUUCAAGAAGGAGUUCGCGGCAUGGCAGGCCAACAAGGUGCGGGAGCAAUCGAGAGCACUGGAGCUGGACUACCGGCAUGUCGACGAGGAGGAGGACGGCGGCGGCAGGUGCUCGGAGAUCGUGCCAUACAGGUACCACCAGCAGGAGAAGCAGCACAGAGGAGGGAGAGAUGGUAACAGGCGUGUGCACGACGAGGUCGAUGGCGAUGCGCAUUGGAGAAGGAGGAGCAAGGAUGGGGGCAAUGGCGGCCCCUCCAUCUCAGGGAGCCGGACGUUCUCUCUGACGAGCGCCGCGGAGGAUUGUUCUUCGACGAGGCUGCCUCUCUCGAGAUUUUACUACGAGGAGGAGGAGAAGCCGCUGUCGCCAGCGAGGAUCGUGAUCCUGAAGCCCUGCCCGGAGCUGAGCGCCGACGACGUGGACGAGUCGUCGAUGGGGUCGCCGGAGCUGAUGAAGAACGAGAACAACAUGGAGGCGUUCCUCGAGGAGGUGAAGAUGCGGCUCAAGAUCGAGCUGGAAGGCCACAUGGCCUCCGACGACAGAGCGGCGGACCGGUGGGCCGACCCGAAGCAGAUUGCGCGGAACAUAGCCGACCAGAUCAGGGAGACCGUCACCAUGGACAUGCACCACCCGGCGCUGGUGCGGUCGGAGUCGACGCGGUCGUACCGCAGCAGCGACGUGCAGAGCCAGAUGGACUACAUCUGCAGAGACGCCAGGAAGCAGCUCACCGACAGGCUGAGGAACGUGCUCAGGAAGGAGCCGGAGACCGAUCAGCCGGCGUUCGGCUCUCACAGGCGACGGGCCGCUGUGUCGACGGCGUCCCCGUCGUGGUUCGAGGAAGAGCCGAGGCCGAAGCCGACGAGCCCGAGACGCGAAGUGGCGGCAAGGAAGAGCAGUAAGAAGAUCAGGAGCAAGGAGGAGAAGAAGCGCGCGAUCGAGUCGUCGGAAGUCAGGUCCUUCAGACAUGGGUGGUACAAGAACUCGCCUGCAGUGGCAGCCGUCGAGUCGUCCGACGAGGCGGCGUCGCCGAGGAACCUGAUGAGGUCGUUCUCGGCGCCGGUGUCGGGGACCUCAAACUUUGUGAAGCUCCUCUCGGAGGGAGAGCCACGGGUGCUCGCUGGAGCGCGGAUGCAGAGUAAGCACGAUGGGCACGGGUACAACGGCACGCCGCCAUCGCCGGAGGAGAAGCUACCGAAGGGUAGAAAGGACGCAUUGGGCAUCAAGGGCAGGGUGUCCAACCUGAGACAGAACCUGGGGCUGAGAGGGCUUCUCUUUGGCAAGAAGCUCCACUCGGCCGCAGUUGACGAGUCAUCGUCGUCGUUCUUCCUCGACGACUUCCCGCCGAUCGGCACGCUGGUCACUGCCCCCUCCGUCCUCAUCCACCCCGGCGUCCUGCAGGAGAACUCCACCGAGGUACCACCUAGCCCGGCGUCGUGGUGCAGCAGCCCGCCUGACGAGAUGAUGAUCAGGGGAGGUUACCCGAGCCCCGUCUCACCAUUGGAGGCUUCCUUCAGCGGGCGCCGGUCUCCCUUGAAGCCGGCGACGAGCUCGAGUGAUUCUGAACCAGGCAAUGUUCAUCCGUGGUUGGAGCGAGAGCAAACCGAAGAAGUUCCACAGACAAGUCCAGCGCUGCAGGAUGACAACGAAGACGAUGACACCGCCGAGACAGAUCACCCGAUGAAGGCUUUCAUCAGGGCUGUCCUGGUCGUCGCCGGCAUGUACGGGCAGAGCCAGCACUCUGACCACUUGUCAUCAACUUCCCAGCUGAUCAAACCGAUCCCCACGUGUGUGUUCGAGGAAGUGCUCUCCUCCGCCUCACCUCCGGAUGUCGGCGCCUCCCACUCCGACGUCGACCACCAACUCCUGUUCGAUCUGAUAAACGAGGCGCUGCCAGGCGCUGUCCGCGGCACAACUACACUGUGCACCUUCAGCAAGUGGUAUGCCGCGCCGAGGAGAGCCCUGAACGGCAAGAGGCUGCUGGACGGGCUGUGUAAAACCGUGCUGGCGCGGGUGGAGCCACCGAGCGACGACGAGCCGUCGCGGACGAGCUCUGUCGACGGGCUGAUCGAGCGCGACAUGAGCAUGUUCCCGUGGAUCGGCGUGUUCCGCGACGACGUGGACGGCCUGGGGGAGGAGAUGGAGGCGGAGAUCCUGUCGGAGCUGGUCGACGAGACGCUGUGGGACGUGCUGCUCAACGUAGGGGACUGACUGACGGAGUGAUGGGGUUGCUGUUGUGGUGGACAUGCAUACUUGUACAUUUUGGGGUUUUUUUUUUUGUUCUUCUUCGGUUUUUUCGGAGUGCUUUUGCCGAAUGUGUGAUGAGUUCUCGAUGAGUGAGAAUUGGGGAGUGCGACUAAGUUUGUGGGUGUGGAAGGAUACCAAUCUGUACUGAGAAAAUGCAUAAUGAAGCAAAAAGAGACUGAAUAUGAAAAGUUUCUUUAUUCA